Polistes dominula (European paper wasp) is the source of this 771-nucleotide messenger RNA. It is a transcript of the gene jagn, whose product is annotated as jagunal. Gene Ontology annotation, cellular component: endoplasmic reticulum membrane. NCBI's taxonomy places the organism in Eukaryota, Metazoa, Arthropoda, Insecta, Hymenoptera, Vespidae. The record is from RefSeq and is a predicted model, not a curated record. Gene Ontology annotation, biological process: endoplasmic reticulum organization; vesicle-mediated transport.
UAGAGCCCGUCAAUCUCCAAUCGGGGCUUUGGGAAAGUUCAAAAAUAGUCGAACACACGGUGAUAACUCGGCGCAUGUUUUAACCUUGAAUUUUACUGUCUAAUGAAUGUUAAGCGUUAAUUGAUCUCAAUUGUAAAACGAAUGUUUAGUGUUAUUUCAGAGUAAAAUAUAGAAAAUGGCUUCUAAGGUUACAUUGUGCCAAGCAUUAGGUACAGAUGGAAGUGAUUAUAAUCAUAGGCAAAAAGUAGCAGGGCAGUAUCAAGUCAGUGCGACGAACAAAUCACGAUUAAAGUAUUGCAUAUUUUUUCACUAUCUUCUUUUCUUUGUUAUGCUUGCCAAAUUGUCAGCAGACAUUUUAGAUAGGCUUGAUAUUUUUAUUCUGGAAAUAGAGGAAUUAUUGAUACCACAGCCAUUGUGGUGGGAAUAUAUAUGGUGCACAAGUUUAUUACUUUCUUUCCUUGCAUUAUCAGCUAUUAAAAAAAAUAAAGUAAAGACACUUCAACGAUAUAUGAUUGGUCUUGUUAUAUUGGGUUAUGGAUCAAUUUUAUAUGCCAUGGUUUACUAUUUUAAAGAUGUUUGGACAUAUUUAACUGUUGGUAAAUCAGAAGAUAUUCAACUGUGGCAGGGUCUCCCAUAUGGAAUGUUAUGGUAUGCGUUUAUUCUUUUAGCUUCUCAAGUUCAUAGUUUUUCUUUAUAUUUUUCAUGGAAUCUUAUAAUAGCUUGGAAAACACGCGGUGGUAAAAAAUUACAAUAAAUAAAUAAGUGAAAUAA